Messenger RNA from Schistosoma spindalis, 2238 nucleotides. The record is from the annotation of a GenBank genome assembly. Lineage: Eukaryota; Metazoa; Platyhelminthes; Trematoda; Strigeidida; Schistosomatidae.
AUGAAUAAAGUAGAUAAAUAUUAUGGAUUUUAUAAUGAAUUAUUGAAAUCUUCAAUAUUAUUCAUUAUUUUAUGUUUAUUUCAAGGACAAAAUUUCAAAAUUGUUCAAGGUGAUGUCUUGUUUGAAUUUAACAUAAUUCCACAUAACUUAUCGAAUUUUUUACGGCUGUUUUCAUGUAAACAUUCGGAAGUUUAUUCAACAGACCAUCGAUUUUUUAAUAAUUCUCUUGAUUAUGAAAAAGAUGAUAAAUUACUUUCGCCGUUUUUAGACAGCUGUAUUUCUGUUAAAAUUUGUUUGUUACCAUUUUCUGAUUUGUGGAGCUUUAAUGAUUUUAAAUAUUGCAAAUACAGUGUCACAGCUGAAACACUAUCGAAAUUAAAUUUUCUCGGUAAUAACACCAGAAACAACAUAUCAAUAGUGUAUAAAGAUGUCUGGCCUGUAGAUAUUUUACUGGUUAUUCAAUUUAAAAUGUGUUGUAUGCUGAAUACAAAUUCACAGACUAAUGAAACAUAUUACAUUUUAUCAUUGAAAGAUGUGCAUCCAUCAAAACAGAAAUAUUAUCAAAUAUUGAAAAAAAUUCAUAAUACUACUUAUUAUAUUUCUAAUUCAAGUAAUCGAAAUGAUGAUUUAAGCAUUCAUUAUCAAGUAUUAUGUAAUAAUAAUUUCUAUGGUAAUUACUGUGAAAUAUUUUGUCAAGAACAAAAUGGAAUUCAUGGAUAUUACAAAUGUGAUGAACAAACAGGUAAUCAUGUAUGUCAACAUGGUUGGAGUGCUAUAUGUGACUUUGGGUGUCUACAUGGAAGAUGUAUAAAACCGGGUUAUUGCCAUUGUGAUAGCGGUUGGUAUGGAAAGGAUUGCAGUCAAUGUCGUGUUUAUCCUGGAUGUCUUCAUGGUGGUUGUGAAGUUGGUAAACGUAACUAUACUCUUAUUCCUUUCACGUGUGAAUGUGAUCAUGGCUGGGGAGGCAUGUUAUGUGACAAAGACCUACGUUAUUGUAGUACUCAUAUGAAUAUAUGCAAUAACAAUGGAAUAUGUGUAAAUAAUGAUGCAAAUAUUGGUGUACCCUAUCAAUGUAUUUGCCCACCUGGAUUUCAUGGUGAUCAUUGUGAAAUAAUUGAUUAUGACUGUAGAGUCCAUGGAUGUAAUGAAAAUGGAGAAUGUAUUGUGCAUGAAAUGGGAUCGACAACCUGUUACUGUUACCCCGGUCAUCAUGGAAAUCUUUGUCAGUUCAACCAAACAACCUGCGAAGAAUUUCCAUGUCAGGCAACAGGGUCAAUAUGUAAAGAACGAGAAAUGAGUGAUGUGGGAUUUCCUUCCAAUAACCAACAGUUUGUAUGUAUCUGUCCUCCAGGAUUUGAAGGUUCCAACUGUGAAAUUAACAUCAAUGAAUGUUAUGAAAAGCCUUGCAAAAAUGGUGGACUUUGUAAAGAUUUUGUGAACGGUUAUCAGUGUAUAUGUCCGUCUGGUUAUAAUGGAGAUAAUUGUGAAACUCAGGAAUACAGCUGCAUUACAAAGAAAUGCCCUUAUGGUUAUGAAUGUUUUACAAACAGUACAGUAUCAUUAUGUGUUUCCUCAAUUUCUAAUAAGCCAACAGCGUUACAUUCCUCAAACAAUGAAACAAAAUCUGGAAUAUCGUUUGAAGAUGUACAGCCAACUCACUCAAAAUUUACACAGUUCUCCCAUGGUCUUUCAAUUGUGAUAUUUACUUUAUUAACUCUAUUCAUUGUAAUUAUAUUACUUCUUUUAGUGAAAUAUGUUUUAAAGUUAAAUCCAUUCAGACAAAUCGCUUAUUAUAAUCAUGAGUCUGAUGUUGAACUAAAUUAUGUCCGAAAUUCAAUGAACACAGGAAGCAAUUUUGUAUUUAAUCAAUUCAAAGAACUGAAAAACAGCUGCUAUUUGAAUAGUAACUUGUACAUUGACCAUGUAAAUAAAUUGGUAGACAUCGAGAAAUGAAUAUCCUCAGAGAAAAAAAACUUACUGUAUUAAUUAAACACACUCAUUCAGAUCACAUGAACUAGAUGAAAAUUAAUUGGACGUAAAAUAUUUUAUGGAGAUAAUAAGCCGCUUGUUUAUUACUGGAUAUCAUGAGUAACUUGAUGCUGGAUUGAAAUUUACAUUAAAUUGUAGUUAAAAUGUUCGAGAAAAAUCUACAUUUAAGAAGCAUUUAAAUUGUAUGCUACAGAACAAACAAACUUAUUUGGUAGCCAUUUUUCAGAGUAUUCAACUAUUUAUCAAGGG